Messenger RNA from Sabethes cyaneus, 1193 nucleotides. RefSeq names its product 1,5-anhydro-D-fructose reductase-like. The transcript has 3 exons. Bases 141 to 1112 code for a protein of 323 amino acids. Gene Ontology annotation, cellular component: cytosol. Lineage: Eukaryota; Metazoa; Arthropoda; Insecta; Diptera; Culicidae. The record is from RefSeq and is a predicted model, not a curated record. Gene Ontology annotation, molecular function: aldose reductase (NADPH) activity.
UUGCUUGCUCGCUGGUGCUGGUGGUGUAAUUCAUUAUUAUUUGCUUUGACUCGCGCUUCCCAUCGCACUCCGUAUUCCGACUGAUUGGAUAAAAUAGACAAUUUUGUUGGACGCCAACUCUAGAAAAUUCUACAACAACCAUGUCACCGAAGGCGCCAACCGUAAAGCUUAAUAACGGUACCGAAAUUCCGGUCCUAGGACUUGGAACCUGGCUGUCCAAAGAGGGCGAAGGAGUUGAAGCAAUCAAAGCUGCAAUCGAUGCCGGUUACCGGCACAUCGAUACCGCCUAUUUUUAUCAGAACGAGAAGGAAGUCGGCGAAGCGAUUCGCGCAAAGAUCGAAGAAGGCGUCAUCAAGCGGGAGGACGUUUUCGUGACGUCCAAGCUUUGGAGUACUUACCACCAUCCGGAUCAUGUGGAACAAGCCUUCCAAAAGUCGUUGGAGAAUUUGAACAUUGACUAUAUUGAUUUGUAUCUGAUGCACUUACCGAUCGGUUAUAAGUUUAUUGAUUGGGAUCCGAAAAAUCUGAUGCCGUAUGAUGCUGACGGAAAACUGCAGUUUUCCGAUGUGGAUUACAUCGACACGUGGAAGGCAAUGGAGAAGUUGUUGAAGACGGGCAAAGUUAAGAGCAUUGGCGUUUCUAAUUUUAACAGCGAACAAAUCACGCGUCUGCUGGCCGACUGCGAGAUCAAGCCGGUAACAAACCAGGUUGAGUGCAACCCGAGUCUCAACCAGCGUAAACUGACGGAAUUCUGUAAGGAUCUGGACAUAACCGUAACGGCGUACAGCCCGCUUGGACGUCCGAAUUACUACGAAAAAGAUCCGGACAAUAUGCCGAAACCGGCACUGGACGAUCCGAAGGUAAUCGAGAUCGGCAAAAAGUACAACAAAACAUCCGGUCAGGUGAUUUUGCGCUACCUGAUCGACAUCGGAACGAUUCCGAUUCCGAAGUCUUCCAAUCCGGAACGUAUCAAGCAGAACAUUGAUAUAUUUGACUUUAAGUUGACCGAGGAAGAGAUCAAGGUGAUGGACGAGUUCCACACCGGACAGCGUACGGUGCCGUUCAACCUUUGCACCGAGCAUAAGUAUUUCCCGUUCAAGAUUGAGUUUUAAACUAUCAGAUAAGAUCAGAGAAAAUCUAAAGUAAACUAACCCUAAGAUGAAAGAGGAAUUUGUUUUAUUCAAUUAAAUUAA